This is a messenger RNA of Vicugna pacos (alpaca), 3716 nucleotides long. RefSeq names its product DSN1 component of MIS12 kinetochore complex (gene DSN1). Gene Ontology annotation, biological process: cell division; chromosome segregation. The record is from RefSeq and is a predicted model, not a curated record. Gene Ontology annotation, cellular component: MIS12/MIND type complex. Lineage: Eukaryota; Metazoa; Chordata; Mammalia; Artiodactyla; Camelidae.
CAUGCACCUUGAGGAAGCCGGCGUUCUGCGCGUGCGCGAGCCAUAGAGGCCGCCGGCCGCGCAUGCGCCCUUGGCUGGCGGGAGUUUCGCGAGAGGCGGUAGUGGCGCGGAAGGCGAAUGGCGCCGCUGGUCCAUACCGGGAAGAAGCAGCCACCUUCGCGCCGAGCGUCCAGGGGUAACCCCGGGCCGUGGAGAAAGUGACCUGCGGCCUUGUGUUUCGAGGACGAAGGCUCCGGGCCGGACGCGCGUCGCCCUGAGGUCAGGAAGUCGCAGACUUGUCCCUGGACUCGGCCUCGCUCAGCCCCGCGCCAGUCUUUUUGGAGUCGGAGCCCUCGGCCCCGCCCAGACCCGACCCGUCUCCACUCCCCGACAGCGGGGACUUGGGGGGAGGUCUCCGGGGCUCUGCAGCCUCCUCCUGGGUUCUCCACCCAGAUGACUUCAGUGACUAGAUUGGAGAUUGUAGAAGUGCUAGAAGAAGAACCAGUGACAUCCAAGACUUAUGAUCAUCAAUUGGAAUCAGAUCCCAUCCCUGCAGAAGCGUGUCAUAAAUCAUCUGCCUCCCUGGAGAUGACUGAAGGCGUUUCAAAGGAACGAAUUCACCUGGGCACUAGCCCCCAAAAAAGGGAAAAUUGUGAUCUCAGCCGCCAGGAAGGACUUCAAUCCAGGUCCCUUCAUUUGUCCCCCCAAGAACAGUCUGCCCGUUGUCAAGACAGGAGGCAAUCCUGGCGGCGAGCAAGUAUGAAAGAAACGAACCGGCGGAAGUCACUGCCUCCCUUUCAUCAGGGCAUCACAGAGCUCUGCAGAUCCAUCAGUGUCAACAUGGCAGAAAGCAAACGGCUGGGCUCUCUUCUGCUUUCCAGUUUCCAGUUCUCUGUUCAGAAACUUGAACCUUUCCUAAGGGGCACUGAGGGCUUCAAUCUUGAAAGUUACAAAGCCAAAGCAUCUUCUCUUUCGGAAGAAUUGAAACAUUUUGCAGACAGUCUGGAAGGUAAUGGAGCUCUACAAAAAUGUUUUGAAGAUCCAGAGGGAAGAGCAUCAGAUUUGUCUCUGGAAACAUCGGUGGCUGAGAUGAAGGAAUACAUAACAAAAUUUUCUUUAGAACGUCAGAGUUGGGACCAGCUGUUGCUGCGCUACCAGGAGGAGGCUGAAAAGAUCAUAUCCAGAGGGUCAACUGAAACCAAAAAUACUGAAGUUGAAGUGGGACCUACAACAUAUCUUAGGUCUUCCCAGAGUGAAGUCCUUAAUACAAAGCCUGACUACCAAAAAAUAUUACAGAACCAGAACAAAGUCUUUGAUUGUAUGGAGUUGGUGAUGGAUGAACUGCAAGGAUCCGUGAAGCAGCUGCACACCUUUAUGGACGAAAGUACCCAGUGCCUCCAGAAGGUGUCAGUACAGCUCGGGAAGAGAAGCACGCAACAAUUAGAUCCUUCACCAGCUCGAAAACUGCUCAAGCUUCAGCUGCAAAAACAACCUACCACACAUUGCUCUAAAUCUUGUCAGUGACCUUAUGCAGCUUUUCUGCCACAAAGUGCUACUGUAGGUGAAAGAAAUGGGAAGAGUGCCCCAGUGCACGGCAGCUGCACGGCAGUCUGAGCUGUGAUGUCUGCCCCAUUGCCUUUGAAGAUAACUGGCUGACUGUAUAGCACUUCAGUUUUUCUCUAAAAGUGAUGGAAUUUAUGCAUCUGAAAGGAUGUUGUAUAGACACUUUUUCCAAGAAUGUUCAAAAUGCUUGGCACUUCUGUUUUGGAAUGACCUUCAGAACUAGUGGCCCAUUCUUUUGAAUAUCCUUUGUGGUCAGGAACCUUCCUCUUGUGAAGAUGUUUUGCAGGUUUUGAAACAACCCAAGUCAUUCAGGACCAAAUCCAUGAAACAUUUUAGGGGUCAUUCUGGUAGUAAAGGAAUGAGACUGAUCUUUUAGUGUGGCUUUGAAGGUGAUUUUAGGUAGAGGAGAGGUGAGCAUUGUUUGCAUUGUGUUGACACAUAUAUCACUUCACAAGAUGUCCAAAUUGAAGGAGAUACUACUCAUUUUCUAUAUCCUGCUAUCCAUAGUGUGCUUUAGCUUUUGAUAGUUGACAUCCUAAGUUUUGGAUUAGUGGUAAGAAGGGGUUAAGAACCUCUUUUCAUUAUUCUCUGUAUUUGUUAAUAAUCUGCAUUAUAAGAUUGCACAUACUUAAAAGCUUUCCCUUGUCCUUAUGUUUAUUUUGAGUGUAUAAAAAAAUUAAAAGGCAGGGAAAGCUUAGCAGAAAAUAGGAUUCUUUGCCAGGAUGCAGAAGUGAAUAGUAGUGGAGAAACACCUCAGCAUUAACUACAAAUAAAACACCAACUACCUUAUUGUUAAUGUCUCUUAUUCUGUGAUCCUCCUAUUAGGAGAAAACCCACUUCAUUUAAAUACCUGGCCAUAAUCCUAAGUCUUAAGCCUUGGCCUAAGUACCAGUUAGUGAGAGGUGGUAUCUCCUUGCUUUGACUUACGUUCCUCACUCUCUCAUAUUUACAAAGCCCCUGCUAUAUGCCACGCACGGUUCCAGGAACUGGGGAGAGAUCAAAGAACAAAAACAGACAUGGGACCUCCUUUCAUGAUGCUCACAGUCUAGUGGGGACACAGGGAACGAGACCACUUCUCUGCAGAAGUGAUGUUUUACUUGAUUUGGGGAGAAUAAAUGAAUUAAAUAGGGCAGUUAUUUGAGGUAAAAGGAGCAUCAUUUUGAAAGGCCUGAGGGGAGAAUGAAAUAUUCUGGGAUACUAAAAAAAAGAAAAAAGGUAAAGCAGAAAUGCUGAGUGCCAAUGUAAGAACCAUGUGAGACAGAAUUGAAAGUCAUUGGUUUUAAGAGGGAGAGAUGGGAAUAGAACUUUAUUUUUUAAAGAGCACUCCAGUUGAUGUUUGGAGACAAGAUAGAAGCAAGAAGGUGUGGGUGUGAGAGACCAGUUGGGCUACUGCAACGAUCGAGGUGGAGAAUGACAGCCUGUGCUGGGAGUUGGCAGUGGGUGAGUUGGGGGAUUUGUUCAUAGGUCUGGAACAUAGACAUGUCAUCUGUGUUAAAAGCCUAACUCUGCCACUUACUAACUGACUGAAAAAGGUUAUUUAACCUCAUUUGUAAGAUUGGGGGGACGACAGUAUCUGUAUCACAGGGAUGCUAUAAGGGUUAGACUAGAUAACAGAAGUAUAGAACAGCUGUACCAAUGUGAUGGAGGUGGGUAAAAGUUCUAACAACUGGGUGGGUGGGUGACAGCAGUUAAUGACAUGGGAAAGUUAGUAGUUGAAUUUGGGAUGCCAAACAGAAGUCACCUAGACUGUUGGAAAUACAGGUGGAAAACCUGGACUAGAGAUUAAAAUUUGGAAGUUACUGAUAUCUAGUUAUUAAAGCCUUAAGAAUAGAUAAUAUUGUCCGGAGUAGAGCAAGAAGGGAAACUGGACAGCCCUGGGGAAAGCUUUUAAGAAUCAGAGGAAUGGUGUUAAUUGUCUAUUCUUCCAGAAGCAGAGUACUAAAAUGCAAAGAGUAUAGAGAUUGGAGUGAAUCUUCAUCCUUAUCCUCAAUUUCCUUAUCUAUAAAAUGGGGAGAGACACCUCUCUCCAAAGGUGAUUGUAUCUCCCCUCAUUUAUUUAUUACAUUGUAUUGCAUUUUUUGUUGAUAAGAAUUUAUUUAAACUCAAGAAUAAGAAGUAAUGUUUUUGUGUCUGCAACAGCGAUACAAGAUAGAGCACAGAUACAUUGUAAAUCA